This is a messenger RNA of Chara braunii, 2948 nucleotides long. The record is from the annotation of a GenBank genome assembly. Lineage: Eukaryota; Viridiplantae; Streptophyta; Charophyceae; Charales; Characeae.
GCGUGCGUGCGCGCGCGCGCGAGCGAGGGCCGCCGAAUAAUCUUUGGGCGACGACGGCCUUUCUGCUUCGUCCUCAGCAGGUGGAGGGGGGAAAAGAGAGAAGGACGAAGAGGUGGUCGUUCGAGAUGGUGAGGGCUAGGAGGUUCUCUGUGGCGGCGGUCUGUGUGAUAGGCGCGGCCAUCGUCUGCCUUCUAGGCGCCCCUUCUUUUGUGCGCUGCUCCGGUGACGACGAGGGCUCUGAUGUGCUUGUGUUGACUCCAGAAACGUUCGAUGAAGUCGUGGGUAAGGAUCAACACGUGUUUGUGAAGUUCUACGCCCCCUGGUGCGGGCACUGCAAGAGGUUGGCCCCUGACUGGGGCAUGCUGGGUACCUCAUUCAAGAAGGUGAGCUCUGUGGCUAUCGCAAAGGUGGACUGCGAUGCUCACAAAGAUCUGUGCUCUAGGUUUUCGAUUAGCGGGUACCCGACGUUGAAGUUUUUCCCCAAGGGCUCUCUCACUCCUCAGGACUACCAAGGCGGCAGGACCCCGGAUGACCUGAUCGAGUUUGUGAACAGGGAGGCAGGCACCAAUGCAAGGACGUCGAAGCCCCCCUCCAAUGUGGUGGUAUUGACACCCUCCAACUUCGACGCGAUUGCGCUCGAUGCUAGCAAGCAUGUGCUCGUCGAGUUCUAUGCCCCAUGGUGCGGCCACUGCAAGAGUCUGGUUCCCAUCUACGAGAGAGUCGCAAAUGCCUUCACUGCUGAGGAUGGUGUGGUUAUCGCCAAGGUGGAUGCCGAUGCACACAAGGAUCUCGGCAGCAAGUACGGGGUCAGCGGGUUCCCUACCCUGAAAUGGUUUGGUGCGGAGUCGAAGCAUGGGGAAGACUAUGAAGGGGGGAGAACGCUCGAGGAUCUCGUCAAGUUUGUGAAUGAGAAGGCAGGAACGAAGAGGAAUGUUCAUGGUGGACUCACCGCCGAUGCGGGACUGGUACCCGAGCUCGACGAGAUUGCCAAGGAGUUCAUGUCGGUGGACGACGAAUCUGCAAAGGAGGGGCUGCUCAAGAAGGCGGAGGAGGGUGCCAGCAAACUCACAGGCGCAGCCGCUGCUCACGCUGAGAUCUACUUGAAGGUGUUCAAGUCUGUGCUCAAGAAGGGAGCUGAUUAUGCGGUCAAGGAGGGAGAGAGGAUUUCGCGAAUCCUCAAGUCGAAUGCUUCAGCUGUGUGUGGAGGUGUUUUGAAGGAGAGCGAAGUGGAAGGUGUCAUGCCUCUUGCGUUGGCAGCGAAGAGGCCGUGCGGUUGUAGGAUUAGGUUGGUUUGCGUAUUUAGCCUGUCUGGUUGGAGAUGGGUUUUUGCUGAGUAAAGCAUAUCCCUCUCUUUUUUCGUGUCUGCAAUCUUAUCAUUGUCAUUGAGGAAAAUGUGUUCAAGGUCGUUGUAGUCUUUGGUGUCUCGUCUUGGUGUUCUGUCUUGUCUCUCCCCUAUUCCCCACUCAGUGGAAGUAUGCCUCUGUUUUUUAUGCACAAUUUCCCACGGCCCAACCAACCACGUCCCCUCUGCUUUUCAUCACAACGAUGGUGACCCUGCGGUUUAGUGAGCAACCGCUUGCGGUGCAUCUUUCUGAAGGAUGACCUUUUUUUUUUUCCAAGUAUAUUCUCUUGUGCAGGGCAGAAGAUGCCAAUGUUCUCUGUAUAUUUCCAGUUUUAACAGAUGUCCUGAAGGGCGACACCGAUACCCAUCCCGUUUCUUCCACUUUUUUAUCCUGUGGUCGAUCUCUCCAUGGCUCAGAGAAUUGAGUGGAGCCAGAACUUGUCAUUGUCACUUGGCUGGGCUUGAUGUAAUGCAUGCUACCGUCUUCCCCCGAAUAUAACGCAUUGUGAUAAUUAAUGUAUACAAGCUAUAUUCCCGAUCAGGUGCAGCCAAAAUGUGGGUGCGUUGUGUUCGGGGGAAGACGGUAUUCGACCGCUGGCACGAGUAUUUAUGGGGGGGGGCUUGGUUGCUGGACUUACCUUGCUUCGUUUUGCUUUGCUUUGCCUUCACCCCCGUAGCGUGAUGCAAUCAUCGUUGAUUUGCAUUGCUGCACUUGGGGUAGCGAUAUCGUAGUCUGAUGCAAACAUUGUCGACUUGCAUCGAUGCACUUGGCAGCGCUAGCGUUUUCCCCCGAUCACCUUGUGCCCGCGUUAUGCCUGUACUGGACUGGAAACACAGCAUGCUGAUACAUUCAAUAUCAGGGUGCGUUAUGUGUGGGGGAAGAUGGUAGUUAGUGCUGAACUCCCUGUCUCGUGGCUCUGGCAUGCCUUCCUGCCCCCCUCUCCCUCUGCGCAGUUGUUCCCUAACACCCUUGUAACAAUAGUGUGUACGGUGUUUUGGAACAAGCAAGCAGAGAUUAUAUUUAUGAGCAAUAUUGCUAGCUGUGGAGGAGUGAAGUAGAAGGAAAAGAAGAGAGAGGAUCGAUAGUCGAUGAUAGUCAUGAUUGACUGCAACAAACGCCCUGCUACCUUCUUGCCCUAAAUGCUGUGCGUGGUCAUUAUCGCAGCUGUAUUUAGUGCAACUUGUUUCAGGCCAGACAGAUGCAGAGGUAAAAUGACCGGGCAUUAUUAUAAUUAUUGUAUUCUGGGGACGGAGGAAGAAGCAGUUUAGUGCCUGCAAUCUGUCAGCCUAUCUAGCGACAGAACUGAGAAGCUGGGACAGCUAGAGAGAGAGCAUCCUCAGACACUUGGGACUUUUUCCACUGGCCUAUGAACUGAGAAGUUAUUGAUCUGGCUGCUGCCAUUGGGCAGAGGUUUGCACAGCGCGCACUAUUGGUUGAAUUCCAUUAGUACAUUGAAAGAUGUUUCCGGUGUAUAAUGGAAUGCAACCAACUUUGAGUCUAGAUACAGCAAUAAGGACUGUACGUUGUAUCGAGCACAGUAGCCGCAUAUAUGUGUAGAAAGCUUUUAAUGGAAUUCAUUUGAAAUUUAGCUGUGCAAACCUGCGU